Messenger RNA from Cooperia oncophora, 693 nucleotides. NCBI's taxonomy places the organism in Eukaryota, Metazoa, Nematoda, Chromadorea, Rhabditida, Trichostrongylidae. The record is from the annotation of a GenBank genome assembly.
AUGUCUGUGCUUACUGAAAUAAGUGAAGGGGAGAGGACAGGGAAGGGAAGCCAUUCCGGAAGUAAUCUCAGUAUCGCGAGUAACCUUGACUCUGAGGUAGCCAAAGGCUCUACUGUAACUGAUAAUGGAGAGGUGCAUUUUGGGGAUCGUCUCCUAGAUGAUCUCAUGAACACCUUUUGUGAUCGUCUCCAGGCUGCUUGUCCUCGUAAAAUAGAUGGAUGUCUUGCUAUACACGUGGGAACCCGCAAUCUGAAAAACACCUCUCGUGAAUGUCGGUCGACCACCCGACAUCAUCAAAUUAUAUUCGAUCCUGAUAGAGUGCACUAUGUUGUAGUUGACUAUGAUCCACAAACAAGAAUGGUCGUACUGUAUGAUUCUUUGGUUGAAAAAGAUUCAAACGUUACUAACCUGCUGACGGAACCGAUUCGAAAAAGCAAAUAUAUUCGCUUUUUUCACACUUGUUUCAAGACAAGACGAUACUUAUGGCUAUUUCUCGCAGCUAUGACCGACAGACCGAUACGUGGUCCUGUGGAUAUCGUUCGCUUGCGUGCAUGGUGGAUCUGGCUAGACAACGUAACCCUUGCGAGUAUAACGGAAUAUUGCAUGAAGAGCAUUUUUGCUUUCUUCCAAAAGGUAAUUAGCGAGUCCAAAGUGGAAUGGGUAGAAUUCGAGACUGCGUAUUUUGGGCAGUAA